AGGCACUGCGGCCCAAGUGCCAUAUGGCAAAGGGUCUGGGGGGCACCCAUGGCUGAUUGCCGCGGUCACGACGAAAUGUCGCAGGGGACAGCGGCCGAUGGGCAAAGAAUUUGGAACAGCGACGCCGAUAUGCAGCUACUCCGAGGACCUCGGGUUCGUGUCCCUCGACGUGGACUGGGAGUCCUGCAACGCCGUCUGUGGCUCUCGCUCGCAACUGAGGCUCUGCUCCCUCCGCUCGGGCGCCCACGCCGCGCCCGUCGAGGUGGCGCCAGGCUUGGUCUGGCAGCUGGCGGUGGAUUGGAGCAGGCCUGGGCCCCGCGUGCUGCGUGGAGAAGGCCCCCCGCGCUGCGAGCUGCGGGUCCACGACGUGGCUGCAGGCGCGGCAGCUUGCGGGCCGGCGAUGGCUGGACAUCGAGGCACCCCCGCUGCCGUCGCGGCAGACUGGGCCGCCGCGCGGGCCGUGAGCGGCGGCAAUGACCACGCCGUGCGCAUUUGGGACUUGAGCCGCUCCGCGCCCCUCGCCUCCAUGGCCGGCCACCACGGGCCCGUGUGGUGCGUCCAGGUUGAUAUGCAGGCGAUGCAGGCCAUCACCGGGGCGGGCGACCACACCGUGCAGCUUUGGGACCCGCGUUGGCGGCAGAUGCAAUAUGCCGCCGCCGGCGAGUCAUGGGACUGCCCGCAGUGCAACAUCAAGGGCAAGUGGGCCAAGCUUGACGCCGACCUCAAGAGGUUGCAGAAGCAGCUCAACGAGGAGAAGGCCAAGACCAAGGAGCUGGCGAACAAGGACUCGAAGCUCGACAAGGCCCGCCCAGCGAGCCGCGACGACAUGGACGCUGACGACGAGGACAUCGAGCCGUCCGAUCUGCAGGCUCUGCGCUGGGAGCUCAGACAGCUCGAGGCCUCGGAGGACAAGCACACGGGCGUCCAGGCUGCAGCCGACGAGUUGCGCGCCAAGAUCGCCAAGCACGUCAACGCGCAACAGGCUGCACUCUUUGAGAAGCAGCGCGAGCGCGCCAAGCUCCUUGAGCGGCAAGCUGAGGAGGCCAACAAGCAGCAGCUCGACGCCAAGGGUGCCGCGGACUUCAUUGGGCAGACGCUCAAGCGCUGUGCCGACUGGGUGGUGCUGGAGGGCGCGGACAACGAGCAGUUCCAGCAGGCCCUUGCGAGCAUGCAGGCAGCACUUGCACAAGCGGCCUCAGUGCAGCACGAUGCAGGAGCGAACGAGGCGCACCUCACUGGAGAAACGGACGAGCUCCAGCGGUGCCAGAGGCAAAAGGAGGGCGCCCGGGCCUUCUUUGCGGCUGCAGCCUGGGGGCGGCACAGGCUGAUCAGUAUGUGCCGCAGCACCAACAUCGAGGCGUACUGCAUGCCGCUCGCCGCGCUAACGAGGACACCGCCGCUGGCGGCUUCUGGGUUUUCUGACGGCACCGCCGUUGUCGUUCAGGCGGGGUUGGCCCUUGCUGAACCAGGAGUCCCAGGUUUUGCGAACGUCAUGUCCGGUAGGGCCGUCGCCAAGCUGGGUUACAGUGCGCAGCUGGCCCCGGGCGAGGCGCUGCAGGCGGCCGAGGACCUCGAGGCCAGUGGCCUCAAGCGCAAGCAAGCUCUACCAGAAGAUUGCCUCUUCGACGCUCAUGGAACGCUCGCGCCGCCUGGGCCCAAAGUCGAGUUUCUGGAUCUUCUGCUGCGCGCCGACCUGCUCCACAACGUCUCCCUCCAGACGAAUGUGGCGCCCUUGGAGUUCUAA
Messenger RNA from Prorocentrum cordatum, 1744 nucleotides. The record is from the annotation of a GenBank genome assembly. NCBI's taxonomy places the organism in Eukaryota, Dinophyceae, Prorocentrales, Prorocentraceae.